Messenger RNA from Geodia barretti, 1653 nucleotides. NCBI's taxonomy places the organism in Eukaryota, Metazoa, Porifera, Demospongiae, Tetractinellida, Geodiidae. The record is from the annotation of a GenBank genome assembly.
CCUGGGGCUGGUGUGGGCGUGGCUUGUGUUUGGUGCGCUUCAUUUAGAACGGCACCGUUUUCCGACUGGGUGUGAACUGGGGAACCAUGAGCAAGCGAAAAGCUCCACAGGGAGAUAAUCCCAAUAAAGAUAUAUGCGACAUGCUGAUGGAGCUUGCCGCGUACGAGAGAAACGUUGGGAGAAAUAUUCACAAAUCCAACGCCUACAAGAAAGCUGCAGGUGCGAUAUCUAAGCAUCCUACUAGGAUAACAAGUGGCUCGGAAGCAAGGCAACUGGGUGGAGUCGGGGAAAAGAUAGCCAAAAAGAUUGACGAGAUCCUAGCCACUGGCAAACUCAACAAACUGGAAAAGAUCAGAAAUAGUGACGAAAGCCAGGCCAUAAACUUUCUCACUGAAGUCAGUGGAAUCGGACCUGCUGCUGCCAAGAAGUUUGUGGACGAAGGAAUAACCACGUUGGAUGAUCUGAAGGCAAACAUGGACAAGCUCAAUCACCACCAGAAGAUUGGAGUCAAGUACUUUCACGACUUUCAGAAGCGGAUUUCUCGAGCGGAGAUGGUCGAACUACGUGAUAUCGCUCUCAGUCACGUCGCGAAAGAGGACGAGAAGUUUGUAGCGGAAGUAUGCGGCAGCUUCAGAAGAGGAGCUGAGUCAAGUGGCGAUAUUGAUAUCAUUCUCGGUCAUCCUGACUACACCUCCGAGUCUAAGAAGAAGCCGCCAUACAUUCGGAGGGUCGUGCAGAGGAUGGAGGCGGCCGGGUUUGUCUCGGACAGUCUGUCACUGGGAGAGAGCAAAUUCAUGGGAGUGUGCUCGCUGCCAAAAUCAGAGGACAGUCCACAACCAGCCUUCCGUCGUAUUGACAUCCGUAUUGUUCCAAUGGACCAAGUGAGAAAAACCUCAUUGUUGCAACAAACCUCUACAUAAGUUUGCCCGAGACCAUUCUCCCAUUUACAGAAACUUCCCUCAAAAUGUUAGCUCUUAACAGUAUUAACUCAUCAUUUUACUUCUGAGAUGUGCACAUUAUGGUGUCUACGUUUAAACUGAAUCAGUUUUACUUAUUGUGGGAUGCAACCUUUAUAUAAUAUAUAUACCUAAUCAUCAUUGAGCUGCCAGUUCUAUACAUACAUACACACCUCCCUUUCCCCCUCUGCACAGUACUACUUUGGGAUUCUCUACUUUACUGGCAGUGACAUGUUCAACAAGGAAAUGAGACAACGAGCACUGGACAAGGGAUUCACACUCAACGAAUACUGCAUUCGCCCCGUGGGAGCAACAGGUAUUCCGGGAGAAUCAAUUCCUGUGGAAUCCGAGGAGGAGGUUUUUGCAGUGAUCGACUUCCCAUACAAAACACCUUCCGAGAGAAAUUUUGGAAAAUGAACAGACUCGCAACCCUUCGUGCCCAGUACUUUAUUAUGGCCACAUUGUCACAUAUCACUCGUUCACCUCUUUGUAUAAUAUAGUGAUACUUUGCAGCAGUUUAUACGCAUGCACGGCAGUUUUACAGUGCUAUAAUAAAAAGCACACCCAUUGCGAACUGCGCAUGCGCGACGUUUUCGUUGGCGCGCGGAGCGCUUACACGCAGGCCGUCUUGCUUUGACCUACCGUCGGUGGCUCAUCUAGCAUAGCUUGUCUUUGGCCGCUUGCAGCAGUAGCUAGC